UUCCCCCCGCCGGUUUGGCCUGUUGCGGGUGGGGAAUCGAGGGGGGGUGUAAUCUUGCGAGAAAAGCGAGAAGAUGAAGUCCCGGCGGGUUUGAGGGUGGUGGUGGUGGGGUCGUCUCCGCCACGCCCGUUGAGCCUCGGAAAAGAACGGCAGGACUCGCCGCUUCACUCCGAUGGGGAAUACUUAGGAAGUUAUAAUGGGAACAGAGGAGGAUGAGGAUGGAAUGACAUUUUCUAAUCUACAUGGCAUUUCUUAUGAAAGAGAAGAUGGCGAUGAGAGUUCUGUGGAUAUUUAUGAUGGCUUAGACAACACUCCAGUUGUUUCUAGCAAUUGUGCUUCAAAAGUGCCAAUCGAAAGUAAUUUAAACCUAUUUGAUGAAAUCCUGAUUGAAGAAGAAACAGCCAAGGAAGCCACUUUCAAUGAAUUGCAGGCUGAACAUGAGAAAUGUAAGCAACAACUUCAAGAGUUGACGAAGAAGCUUCAGGAAAUCCAAGAAAAGAACUCUCUUCUACAAAGUGAAAAUCUGUCCCUUAAAAAAAAUAUUUCAGCACUUAUCAAAACAGCCAGAGUGGAAAUUAACCGCAAGGAUGAAGAAAUCAGUAAUCUGCAGCGAAGGUUAACAGAAGCUCCAGUUCAUCACAAUCCCUACAGUAAAAUAUAUACAAGGAAUAUUGAAGGAUCAAAACAAAAAAAUAAAUCCAGUGAUUUCUUCCCAGAUAAUAAUUCAAAAACAGAUCCUAAAAAUAAACAGGACACUCCUAGAGAUGUAUCUCAUAACAGUCCAUCUUGGGAUACAGGAAAUAAGAAAGUUCAUUUGGAAAAAAAAGAUACUUCUUAUAUAUCUCAAUCUCAUCCUGAGCAGUUUCACAAAGAUGGCGUUCCAACAAAGCUGUCAAAACUUGAUAGCUCCUGUGAUAAAGAAAAGGAGAAAAGAGAGAUAAAAAAUAACGAACAUAGUAAGGAUAAUGAUUGCAGACACAAAACAAAAACACAGAGAAAUGUUGGAAGUGUUGUGGAUUGCAAAUUGGAUACUCCUGGAAAGUCACAAGUUAACCCAGAAAAACUAGUCAGAAAUGAAGAGUGGAAUGAUAGAAAGGAUUUAAAGAUCAAAAGCAGUUGGUGUACAGGAAUCAAAACUGAUAAUAUCUCUUCUACUAAGGAAAAACAAUCAGUUCCUAAGAAUAAAUUAACGCUUAAAACUGAACACAUUAAUGAAGAUAGGCUUGAAAAAUUACAAAUCAUAAACCAGAAGGACUUAAAAAAAGAGAACAAAGAGGAAAGCAGUAGUAGACAAAAAAACAGACAACCUGAUAAAUAUGUAGAACAACAAAGAGCUGGUAAAACUAAUACCCCUGAAAAUAAUACACUUGUCAGAAAUCUUAAAGAAUUCAGUAAAGCUUAUCUAGAAGACAAGAGAAAACAUAAUGAUUGUAGGAAAACUAAAGGAAUAGAUGAUCCUGGGCUCCAAGGUGGGAAAUCAUCACUGCCACACAGUUCUAAUAGAGAGCGAAAACUUAGUAACUCAAACAAAGAUACCAGGAAAUGUGAACCUGAAUGCACCCAUUUCAAAUCAGACAAAUAUCGAACGGAAGCAAAAAGGAAAAGUGGAAGAGACAAACAUAGAGAAAGCAGAAAUUCUCAAACUGAAAGACGAAGUUCAAAAGAAACUCCCCCAAAGACAGUAAAGGAACACAUUAAACUAAAAGACAAUGCAAAGCGAGAGAAAAAGAAACCUUUUCCACCAAAAGAAAUUGCCAUGUUAGUUGAGGCUGCAGAUGAGCCUGUGCCCAUUAAGGUGGAAAGGCACGAAGAGCAAUCAAAAAGCAAAGACUUAAAAUUGAGCUUCAUGCAGAAGCUAAAUUUAACUCUCUCUCCCGCUAAGAAACAAACAGACAAAUCCAAAAUAGUAGCACAGGCUACUAACGAAGGUGAGAUGGAAUUUCCAAGUCAGGAAAUAAUGUUAGUCCCAAAAGAACCAAUUAAUACCACUAGCGAGGCAGAAAUGCCAUUGGGACCAUGCCAUAAUGGUCCCCUUCAAACUAAAUCAGAAAAAACUAUAUCUGUUUCUGAGAUUAAAGCAAAUAUGCAGAACAAGACUCCAGUAGAAAUUUUGGAUAGUAAGCCAUGUAAAGCAUUUCCACAAAAUGCGACACUACAGCAUGAAAUUGUUGGUAAUGAGAAAUUCCUUCCACUGACUGAGACUGAGAUGCAAGAUUCUGAGGAAGUGUAUGUGACACCUAGCCCCGCAAAUCCCAUGGAUCCAGAGAUACUGUUAAAUCAUUCUUUCCAUGACCUGGAGACUGGGAGUUCUGUAGAUUCUGAUACAUUUAGAGUAAUAGAUGAAGUUAAUGGGACUGAUUCAGACUCCUCCAUGGCAAAAGAAGAAUCCAGUAAUUGUGCAGAUAAAAAUAUCGUGGAGUACUCUGAAAAUGAAAGUCUACCUCUUCCCAAGACUAGUACAGAAGAUGAUAAAAUACUGUGUGUAAAUAGUUCAAUAACUGACCCCAAAGCUGCAGAUUUGAAUCCAAGCUCUCCCAAGCAUGGAAGCCAAAUGGAAUCAUUAUGCAAUAAAGGAUUAAAUGCUGUGUCUCAGACAGACUCAAAUCCAAUUUCAGUUGAUGAUGAUAACUCAAUACUGAGCAUUGAUCUAAAUCACAUGAGGUACAUUCCAAUAGCAAUCAGCCCUCUUAACAGUCCAAUACGACCCUUGGGUAAAAUCUUCAGAAUGGAAACCUCUUUCAAAGUGACAAAUUAUAACACAGAUUUUGCACCAGAUAGUGCAGUGGAUUAUCUGGGGAUCAACCAUUCAAGUGAACUCAACAAAGAAAAUCAAAAGCCACUUUGCAGUGAUCACAAAAUUUUAGAAGAGUCUCAGCUAAACAUAUCUCCAGAUGAAUUAGAAGAAGGAGAAAUUGUAAGUGAUGCUGAUAAUGAACCCCAAAUAGAAAAAAAAUCUGAAAAUAGUAAAAAGUUGAAAAGAAAAAUGUCUCCUGAGAGGUCUAAUACAUCCAAGAACACAUACAAUUACAAAGUCAAAUCUCUAUCUCCCAAUGAAGGUCCUGGAAAAUUGGCUUCUGGGAAAAAAAGUAAAGAAAAGCCUAAAGAUGGAACAAUAUUCUCAAAGGAAAUGAAGAAAAAUAAAAUUUUGAGCAUUGACUGUCUUGAAAAAAUUGUUCAAAUUACUGCUGAGCCUUCUACUUUACAUGAGUUUAUGCAGAUGCUGAAAGCUGUAAGAAAACAAGUACGAAAAAACUAUAUGAAAUUUAAGAUACAGUUUCCAAUACAGCAGUUUCAUAAAAUGAUAGAUUCAUCAGUUCUGAAUUUUACAUCUUUAAUAAAAUAUAUUGACUUCUCUAAAAUGUGCAAAUCAAACGAGGCCAUAAAGGUAAAUCUCUGUGAAGUUAUUGAAUCUGAACUUAAUCAGAUUAAAAAAAAUACUGAAAUAGAAUAUCUAUUUGAGAAACAACAAUCAGAUAUGAAGAAAAAAUUAUGGAAGCUUGUGGAUGAACAACUUGAUUAUCUAUUUGAUAAAAUAAAAGAAAUCCUUCUAAAGUUGUGCAAUUUAAUAAGUUUAGGAACUGAGAAUGAUGAUGGUAAACGUAAAAGAAAGAAAGGAAGCUCAAAAUGCCUUGACAAUAAAUUUGUUAGACAGAAAUCAAAGAAACCAAACUUAAGUGCUAAAGUGAAACGGUCUGAAAAUCAUGUCCUUCCAAAACCAGUAGUAGGUCGUCAACUGUCUAAGACAGAUCACCAGGAAAUAAAUAAAUUAGCUCGCCACAAAAAUACAGUUACAAAUUAUAAACAGUCCCAUACAGAUAGCACAAGACCAUAUCUCCCUGAAGUUGCACAUUUUAAGCAGAAUUCCACAGAGGAUACUGCUUUGAAAACUGGAAAAUAUGAAAAGGAGGGAUUGGAUAUGAUUGGAGAUCCUCACAAAUCUGAUAUUAGCUGUGGACCUCUCACAGAACAACAAAUGUCUGGGCUAACAUUCAAUUUAGUUAAUGAUGCUCAAAUGGGUGAAAUGUUCAAAAGUUUAUUACAGGGCUCUGGUCUUUCAGAGAAGAACAUUGAUUUCAUUGAUGAGAAUCAGUGGGAAUUCAGAACACCAGAAAAGCAAAUGCCAGAAGGUCAGAACGGUAGAAAUAAUCCUGAAUAUGAGACUGAAGAAACGUCAAGGGAUAUCCAGGUAGAAUCGACAGUACUUGAUGGUAUUAAAUGGCCUAUAGUUUCACCUGAAAGAGAUUCAACAUUUUUAGCUAGAUUACAAAUGCCCAUUGAUCCAAAUAUUCUCGAUGAAAACUGUAUGUUUGAAAUUCCGACUAGUCCUACCUUGAAGAAAGGGGAGGUAUAUGUUUUGGAAAAACAAAAAUCUCUGGUUUCUUCUAUUCUUUUGGAAGACCUAGCAGUAUCAUUGACUAUUCCCUCUCCUUUGAAGUCAGAUGCUCAUCUUAGUUUCUUGAAACCUGAUGUAUUGGGAUCAGUUCCUGAAGAUGUUCUAAAUGCACACUUCAGUGAAGAUGCUCAUCUAGAAGAGGAGGAUGCUUCUGAGCAAGACAUCCACUUGGCUUUGGAAUCUGAUAAUUCAAGCAGUAAAUCAAGCUGUUCCUCAUGGGCAAAUAUCCCUGUUACUCCUGGAUUUCAGUAUUGUCCAAGCCUUCCAAUGCAAGCAGUAAUAAUGGAAAAAUCAAAUGAUCACUUCAUUGUUAAAAUAAGGCGUGCUACACCAUCUAUGUCACCCACUGAUCAAACAGCCAUACCAGAUGAACCAUUAAUCUCUAUUAUUGACAAAGGGAAAAAUGAAAUUAUAUAUGAAGAAAAUUUUGCUACUUUAACUUCCCAAAGUAUCCCUUCAGGAGAGAGAGAAAUAUCUAAAGAAAUUAUAAAUACUACUGACUCUGGAAAAAAAAUGGAUAACCAUAUUAUGAAAAAGCAGAUUUCUCACUCAUUGGAGCCUUUGAAAGAGACGUCUGUCUGUCUAGCGAUUGAUUCAGUUCCUGGUCUUUUUGAACCUCAACAAGACCUCCACCCUGAUACUCCUGGUGAUGUUAUUAAUACCAUAGAGUCCCUGCUUCAUAAAAACAGACAAGAGCAAUCUUGUGACAUCAGUCUUGAAGUUCAGAGGCCAUUUUGUAAUACAAGCCAAACUCAAAACCCUCAUUUAGUUGUUUCAAAUCGAGCAUCGCCUAAUGAUGCUGCCUCAGAAAAGCCGCCUGACUUGCAAGACUCUCCUGAAGAACUAAGGAUAUCUAAAGUGCCUUUGGAAGAAUCCUCAAAUAAAAUAAAUCAAAAUGCAGGUGCAUCUGAAGUUUUUAAGCUUCCUCAGACAAUCCCCAUGAAAGCGUUCCAAGAAAAAGAUGUACCUUCUGCAAAAAUAAAAGAUUUCCCAAUAAGGUCAAUAGUAAAUCCCCCUGUGGAACAGCUACCAUCUCAAAAUCAUUUUGAUACACAUAUUGACUUGACUGAUGUGAUUCCUAUGGAAAAUAAACUGAAUUCAACAGAUCCCAUAGAACAGUCUGGUUUAAAUUAUAGAGUGAGAAGUAUAUGUAAAGAUCAAGAGAAACCUAAAGCAGAUAGUCACUGUGAAGUAGCUGAUAUAUCAAAGACUGAAGUUGAAGAAAAUGUAAAUUGGCCAGACAUGUCUACAGGAGAUAGCAGUUUUGAAAAAAAUACUACCUUUAAUAUUGAUGGUCAAAAAUGUCCAAUUAAACUUAGCAAAGAAAGCAAAAAAAGGAAAAAGGAAACAGAAGAAGCCUCUAGUGCAAAAAAGCAACGAAAGGAAAAUAAUGAAUUGGAUUUUAAAAAAACAGGCAAAAAUAGCAAAAACACUAAAGAGAGAACUUCUGUAGCUUCAAGUUUAUCUAAUACAAAGCCAGCAUCAACUAGAGACAAAGAUCUAUUAUCCUCAACAUCAUCUAUGUCACCAUCAAAUCUUUGUGCCAAAAAUAUCAUUAAGAAGAAAGGCGAAGUUGUUAUUUCUUGGACAAGAAAUGAUGAUAGGGUGAUCCUUUUGGAAUGUCAGAAAAAUGGACCUUCAGAAAAAACUUACACUUUUGUUGCUGAGCAGUUAAAGAAAACUCCAGCUCAGGUUGAAGAAAGAUUCAAGCAGUUAGUGAAGCUAUUCAAGAUGUCAACUGGCAGUUAAUAGCUACUACAAAUGAAGGAAUCUAUGCACAUCUUUGCCCUGUGUGCAUGUGAGAAAAGAGUGCUUGCUUUCCAAGUCCAAAUAGCAAUUUGUUCCAUAUCUUUUUUACUCAUAAUUUAAAUGUUUCAUUUAUUCUCAUAGAUCUAAUGGGAAGACCCUGUUUUUUAUUCCGUUAGUAACUGGUACUUGUUAAAUGCAGCAAACGAAUUGUAAAACUCUACUGCACAUUUUGGAAUACAGAGGAAAAAUAUAGUAGUAUGAGCAGCUAUAAAUUUUCUAUGACUUCUACCCACUGCAGGUGCCAAAGAUCAUUUGCAAAAUAUAGUACAUAGAACAAGGUAUUUUAUUGCUUCUUCUUCCUCUGUGUUGUACUCAGAACCCUUAUUUUCAUUAAAACUUUGGGUUAACACAAGACCAGUUCUUAACACAUGAGUCAUUGUUCUGAGUUGAACAAUCUGACUAUAGUUUGUUGAUCAGAAAUAAAAGGAGUGCGUUAGCACAAAAUAAGUCUCCAAUAAUUAUGAGAAAACUUAAGGAGCAUUGAGCAUAUACUUUUCUUUUUUCCCUCUUUCAUUAAGUGCGAAUAUGAAUUUUAAAGUUUGGUAUAUUUUCCAAAUCCUCAUAUAUGGUUUGCUAGUUAGAAUUUGUGAGGAAAUAGUGUAUAUUGUUUAUUUUACAAAUAAAACACCAAUAUUAAGAGUUUCCUCUGCUAAAAGUGCUGUAUUAUUUUACAGACUAAUAUAUCAUUGUUUUUCAUAUCAAACUUUCACUUUUAAAGCAGAUUUGCCACAAGUUAACAAAAUAUUAUUUCUCGUUUAAAUUAUAUCUAUCUGCAAAAAUACUAAGUAUUUUUAAUGGAGUGUGCAAUUUGCAAUUUAAUUCCAUACUUUAAUUAAGAGCUUAAUUAAGAUUCAAAUUCAUGAUAAUCCAGUUAAAUUGAUCCUUGUUCCUGUCCUGAUAAGACCUUAUUUUGAAGGGCAAAGAUUUUAUUUCAGCGUGGAAAUAUAUAAGAGGCAGCACCCACAUAAUACCUCAUUUUUUCAAAAAAUUGUCAAUAUUAAAAUUUGUCAAUUAAAACUAAUUAUAUGCCAUACUGGCUUGGGAGAGGGAGAGAGGAGAAGUAUAAAGAUGUGCAUGUGUGUAAAUUGUAAGUUUUAUAUGUUACUUUCCUGUAAAUAAUAGACUGUACAGAAUUCUAUAUUGUGUAAAAUAUUGUGUUCAAAUACAAUUUACCUGUAAAUUUUUGAUUAAACAGAACAAAUUUUAUUUUGUAUAU
Messenger RNA from Pseudonaja textilis, 7418 nucleotides. It is a transcript of the gene CASP8AP2, whose product is annotated as caspase 8 associated protein 2. Gene Ontology annotation, molecular function: transcription corepressor activity. Gene Ontology annotation, biological process: extrinsic apoptotic signaling pathway via death domain receptors; Fas signaling pathway. NCBI's taxonomy places the organism in Eukaryota, Metazoa, Chordata, Lepidosauria, Squamata, Elapidae. Gene Ontology annotation, cellular component: mitochondrion; PML body. The record is from RefSeq and is a predicted model, not a curated record.